Messenger RNA from Cyclocybe aegerita, 1341 nucleotides. The record is from the annotation of a GenBank genome assembly. Lineage: Eukaryota; Fungi; Basidiomycota; Agaricomycetes; Agaricales; Hemipholiotaceae.
AUGAACCUCAUACGCCUGCUUCCAUGGGUUUUUGGGAAUGCAAUCUUAGUUUUCGCUACCGACGGUGAAAUCACUGCGCCAGCAACUUUGCUCUGCCCCGGAGCCCCUUCCCCUCGAUUCCCGCUUUUUGCCGCUGAGGGAUGGCAAGCCACCACUGUGCUGGGAAAUCUCAGCACACCCCGAGGAAUUUUACUCGACACGCGUGGUAAUCUUGUCAUCCUGGAAAGGGGAAUUGGAGUCACGGCAUAUGAAGUGGACAAGAAGGGAUGCGUGGUGCAAGGAUCCGGGAAGGUCGUUGUGGAAGACCGCAGGCUGAACCAUGCCGUUGAGCUGAGUCCUGAUGGGAAGACAAUUUUUGCAAGCAACAUUGACACGGCUUGGUCUUGGGACUACGACCCCGCUACGAGGACAGUUACCAAUCAAAAAACUCUAAUCACCGGAAUGUCUACCGUCGGGCAUUGGACCCGUACUCUCUUCUUUUCAAGGAAGAAUCCCCAUCUACUCUUGGUCAGCGUAGGGUCCGACUCUAAUAUUGACGUACCAUCGUUCGAUCCUGCCAGCGGGCGCUCGCAAAUUCGAGUGUUCGACUUGAAGACGAUUGGUGAAGGAGGGGUCGAUUACAACACUAAUGGACAAGUCCUCGGGUACGGCCUACGAAACGAUGUCGGCAUUGCAGAGGACAAGGCCGGGAUUGUUCACAGCAUCGAAAACUCCAUGGACAACGCCUUUCGCGCCGUCGACGGCAUCAGGACGGAUGUGCAUAACGACAACCCAGCAGAGAAAGUUUACAGGCUGGGCGACCCGGCCAACCCGACGCAGUUCUUCGGCGGAUAUCCGUACUGUUAUACCGUUUGGGAGCCUCGCGAUUUUGUAGACACGGACUUUAGUGUCGGCGACUGGUUCGUUCAGGAGCCCAACGCGACGACUGGCAUCACCGACUCAUGGUGCAACGAGAAAGCGAGCAAGCCGACCGUCAUCCUGCCUCCUUACACCGCGCCGCUCGAUAUGAAGUUCGGCGUGAAGAACGAUACUUCGCUCUACGUCCCGUUGCAUGGCAGUUGGAACAGAGACAUUCCCCAGGGAUACAAAGUCGUCAUAGUGCCUGGCCAGCACUCCACUGAAGGCGAAUGGUCGCCGACGGUUGGUCUCGCUGAGACGAAGGAGAUUGCGCAAGACCUUCUAUGGAACACGGAUGCGGGAGCUUGCCGCCAAGGCUGUUUCCGUCCUGUCGCUCUUGCUUGGCAUCCAUCGGGAAGAAACCUCUACGUCACGAGCGACACGACAGGCGAAGUCUUCCUCUUGAAGAGAAGUUUGAAGUUCAAGCCGGGAAAAGCAUACUAG